Messenger RNA from Alternaria metachromatica, 786 nucleotides. RefSeq lists its product as uncharacterized. The coding region runs from base 1 to 786 and encodes 261 amino acids. NCBI's taxonomy places the organism in Eukaryota, Fungi, Ascomycota, Dothideomycetes, Pleosporales, Pleosporaceae. The transcript has 2 exons. The record is from RefSeq and is a predicted model, not a curated record.
AUGAACACCAAGGCAGAAGCAAACACAUGGGCGGAUACACCAUUCGCCCUCCUCAACAUUCCCGGUCAACCAAACGCACCAGUAUGCACGAACGCCGGUGUUCUCAGUGUCGCCAUAGAGAUGGCCAAUGUCCACAACGUCUUGCUCCGCGCUCUAAAUUCCAUAUAUCACCAAGCGCCCUUCAUUCAACUUCCUGGCGAUGUUGCGGAUCUUAUGCUGUACGUCACCGCAUGGGCGGAUACCGUGCACCACCACCACUCCCUUGAAGAGGCUAUGUUCUUUCCAAAGAUAGAGCAGAUCGCAAGAGAGGCUGGAAUAGAUGGCUGGGAAGGCAUGAUGGGAGGAAACGUGGACCAGCAUCAUGAGUUUGAGCCGAAGAUUGCAGGGCUGGUGAAGUGGGCCGAAGAAGUUGGGGCUGGACAGAGAACGUAUGACGCGGCGGAACUGAAGAGCCUGAUCGAUGAAUUCGCACCCAUCCUCACUCAGCAUCUACAUGACGAGAUCGAUACCUUGAUACGACUCGAAAAGUGUGAUGGAGAAAAGAUCAAGCAGGCGAUGGAAGAAGUAGCCGACGAAGGAGCAAAAACUGCUGAUCCGAAUCUCGUCAUCCCGUUGGUACUUGGCUGUGUCGACAGAAGCUAUCCCGGUAGUGGUAGUUUCCCACCCGUACCCUUCUUCAUCCCGUACCUGAACGCAUAUUGGUUCACGCGAAAGCAUAAGGGUGCCUGGAGGUUCAACCCAAGCGAUCACUGGGGAAAUCCGAGGCCGCUGCAGUUUCUCCCAUGA